GAGAGAGAGAGACAGACAGAAAGUGAGAGCUAGGCAGCGCUCUGGAAGCCUAGCCGGUCAUUGCUGUGAUAUUCUGACUGCCCCAGCGGCUGAGAGAGGGGGCGCGUGACAGAGAGAGAGAGAGAGAGAGAGAGAGAGAGAGAGAGAGAGAGAGAGAGAGAGAGAGAGAGAGAGAGAGAGAGAGAGAGAGAGAAGGAUAUAAGACUAGAAGCUUCUUUCCAUUCUAUGAAAAACAAGUUCCCAAAUAGAGCAUCAACAGCAAAGUGCGGAGUGGAGGGAGUGUCUCGUCUCUUCAGGGGGAGGUGCUCACUAACAUGAAGAAGAAAACAGUCCAGAGGAGCUACUACUAGUUGAAGAUCUUUAAGAGGAGCUACUACUAGUGGAAGAUCUUUAAGAGGAGCUACUACUAGUGGAAGAUCUUUAAGAGGAGCUACUAGUGGAAGAUCUUUAAGAGGAGCUACUACUAGUGGAAGAUCUUUAAGAGGAGCUACUACUAGUGGAAGAUCUUUAAGAGGAGCUACUACUAGUGGAAGAUCUUUAAGAGGAGCUACUACUAGUGGAAGAUCUUUAAGAGGAGCUACUACUAGUGGAAGAUCUUUAAGAGGAGCUACUACUAGUUGAAGAUCUUUAAGAGGAGCUACUACUAGUGGAAGAUCUUUAAGAGGAGCUACUACUAGUUGAAGAUCUUUAAGAGGAGCUACUACUAGUGGAAGAUCUUUAAGAGGAGCUACUACUAGUGGAAGAUCUUUAAGAGGAGCUACUACUAGUGGAAGAUCUUUAAGAGGAGCUACUAGUGGAAGAUCUUUAAGAGGAGCUACUACUAGUUGAAGAUCUUUAAGAGGGGCUACUACUAGUGGAAGAUCUUUAAGAGGAGCUACUACUAGUGGAAGAUCUUUAAGAGGAGCUACUACUAGUGGAAGAUCUUUAAGAGGAGCUACUACUAGUGGAAGAUCUUUAAGAGGAACUACUACUAGUGGAAGAUCUUUAAGAGGAGCUACUACUAGUUGAAGAUCUUUAAGAGGAGCUAUUACUAGUGGAAGAUCUUUAAGAGGGGGAGAAGAAGACCAAUAGUGUCUAUUCAGACACAAUUCAAACCGAUAGUGUCUAUUGACUCUACUCAGACUAAAGGAGAAAGACAAAAACUUUGUUGUCGAGGAUGUCUUGGCUGUCGCCCAUGUCAUGGGCCAAGUGGACGUGGACAGCAGUCCGGGGAGCAGAGGAGGGAGAGGAGGUGGAGGAGGAAGAUGGACUGCUGCCUUGUGGAGGGCAGCGAGAGGAGGAGGAAGAAGAGAGAUCUCAAGGCUGCAGUUCAGACUCAGAGGGCCACUUUGAAACCCCAGAGGCUCAGAGCCCUGUCGACACUCCACUCCAAGUCCCAGAAGAGCUGGAGACCUUCACCACUGACAGAGCAGAUGCACUGGAGGAGGAGGAUGAACAGCUGAUAGUGUCUGGCCCAGCCAGAGAUCCAGCUCCUAGCCUCCUAUUUAACCAGAACAUGGGUCAGGCCAAGCCCCCCUUGGUCCCUGAGGAGGGCCCUGUGGACUCAAAGGAGGGGCCACAAACACUGCCCAACACCACAGACACUGCAGAGGUUCAACCCGCAAUAGCAGGCCCAUCAGCCCAGACCAAUGGAGUAGCAAAGGCCACUGCUUCUCUAGACUUAGGUCUACCUGAGGAGGAUAGACCACUGGCUACUUCACUAGACUUAGGCCUACCUGAGGAGGAUAGACCACUGGCUACUUCUCUAGACUUAGGCUUAACUGAGGAGGAUAGACUACUGGCUACUUCUCUAGACUUAGGCUUAACUGAGGAGGAUAGACCACUGGCUACUUCUCUAGACUUAGGCCUAAUUGAGGAGGAUAGACCACUGGCUACUUCUCUAGACUUAGGUCUACCUGAGGAGGAUAGACCACUGGCUACUUCACUAGACUUAGGCCUACCUGAGGAGGAUAGACCACUGGCUACUUCUCGAGACUUAGGCCUACCUGAGGAGGAGAGGCCACUUCCUACUUCUCUAGACUUAGGCCUACCUGAGGAGGAUAGACCACUGGCUACUUCUCUGGACUUAGAACUAACUAAGGAGGCUAGCAUUACUAAGACGCUUUGUAAUGGACACCCCAUAGAGACCAUCCCUGAACCUCAGGCCAAACCCACUAAAACCACACCCCCUUCCCUGAAGAUAAAGAGAGCCUUUUCCAGGGCUAGUGCACAGAGGGAUGGGGACAGUGAUAUCACCCUAGUCCCUAAGGCUAGCUACAACUUCAACCCGGACCAAUUCGACGGCAGCUUCAAUCCGUUCGCCAGCGGCGGCUCCAAGAUUCAGAACUCCUCGCCAGCCGAUGCCCUGCUCACAAUGGAGUCGCUACCUGUACCUAGCUCCCUGCCCACACUGGGGUCGUUACCUGUACCUAGCUCCCUGCCCACACUGGGGUCGUUACCUGUACCUAGCUCCCUGUCCGCACUGGGGUCGUUACCUGUACCUAGCUCCCUGCCCACACUGGGGUCGUUACCUGUACCUAGCUCCCUGCCCACACUGGGGUCGUUACCUGUACCUAGCUCCCUGCCCACACUGGGGUCGUUACCUGUACCUAGCUCCCUGCCCACACUGGGGUCGUUACCUGUACCUAGCUCCCUGCCCACACUGGGGUCGUUACCUGUACCUAGCUCCCUGCCCACACUGGGGUCGUUACCUGUACCUAGCUCCCUGCCCACACUGGGGUCGUUACCUGUAUGCAGCUCUUCUCCGCCGCUUUGUGGGACUAGUUCCUCACCUAAAAUAGAUGUUGAGGAGGUCAAAGAUUCAGUCUCAGAGGCAUCAAAGGAGCCCAAGCCUGUGGAGAUAGAGUUUGGGUUAGACGAGGCAGGCAAGGUAAAAAAAACACCGCCCAGGAGGAUGGGUAAAACACCCGGCAGCAAGCUCGCCGUCAAGAAACCAAGGGCAAAAGCAACGACAACAGCACCUGCCCCGUCGCCGGCACCCGAACCAGUAAUAGCUCACCCGGUAGUGGAGCCGGUUUCAGAAACGACUUCCGAACCACUUUCCAUGCCAGGUCCCUCCUUAAGUUUGGACGACGUUCCUAUUCCCAAGUCCACUUAUCAAUUUGACCCCAACCAGUGGGAUGACCCUAAUUCGAUCCCCUUUUGGGGUGGUGGUGUCAAAAUAAGUAGUUCCCCGGUUUUGCCCAAAGGAUCCUACAGCUUUGAUCCUCACAACUUUGACAACUAUGUGGACCCCUUUAAGCCAUCUACAGCCCUGGGCUGCGAGGACUCAACCUCCCGGGAUACUCCACUUCCUCCGCCAGCAGAGGAAGCAGUGAAACCAAAGCUGGAGCGGCUCCUGGAUGAGGGGAAGAGAAUGUGUCAGACUCCAAAGAAAAGCAAGGACAGGAUCAUCACGACCACUGAACAAGUGAAGUUUCUCUGUUUUCUGUUGAAUUCGUGUAAGGUCAAGAAGUAUGAAAACCAUUCCCUGGUCCUGAAUGUCUGCAAUGAGGAAGAGGAUGUGGUUGUGUCACAGGUCCAAGAAAUGCCCCGCCGCGUUCGCCAUGCCACCGAUGAGGAAAAGCUGGCUUGUAGUGAAAUCAUGGGCCAGAAAGCCAAGGAGGAGGCCGGGGUGGAGGUGGAGGAGGAAGAAGACUCAGUGUGUGCCAAAGGCCCAGCUAAAGGCCCAACCAAAGGCCUGGCCAUCACAGACAAUGUCAAAAGCCAGGCAAUGCUGGAUGGGCCACAGGCGAGGAUAACACACAAUAUGAAGGAAAAGGACAUUUGCAUUUCAAGUGAAGAGCUGUCAAUCACCCCAAGGCCAAAGUUGAUUGGCUGCAAGGGACACAAUGACAAAGGUAGUCCCUCCUCCAUGGAUACCAUAUCGCUAAAUGAGAUGGACAAAGCAGCGGUGCUCACCUUGAUCAGAGAGGAGAUAAUCACUAAAGAGAUAGAGGCCAACGAGUGGAAGAGAAAGUAUGAAGACAGUCAUAUGGAGGUGUUAGAGAUGAGGAAAAUAGUGGUGGAGUAUGAGAAAACAGUUGCACAGAUGAUUGAGGAUGAGCAGCACAAGAGGAGUGUCCUGGGCUCCCAGAAGAGUGUCCAGCAGGUGACUCUGGAGCGGGACCAGGCCCUGGCAGACCUCAACUCUGUGGAGCGCUCACUCUCGGACCUCUUUAGACGUUACGAGAACAUGAAGACCAUCCUGGAAGGCUUUAAGAAGAAUGAAGAGGUGCUGAAGAAGUGUGCCCAAGAGUAUCUGGUCCGCGUCAGACAGGAGGAGCAGAGAUACCACACCCUCAAGAUCCACGCUGAGGAAAAACUAGUCAAGGCUAAUGAAGACAUAGCCCAGGUGCGCUCCAAGGCCGACUCAGAGAGUGUGGCUCUUCAUGCCAGCCUGAGGAAAGAGCAGAUGAAGGUGGACUCCUUGGAGAGAGCCCUCCACCAGAAGAAUCAAGAAAUCGAGGAGCUCACAAAGAUCUGUGACGAACUAAUAGCGAAGCUCGGGACAUCAGACUGAUCAGACCUGAAAUCAUAAACGUUGGAGUUGUUGGAUGAACUGUUCCACCAACUUCUCCCCUCUCUGCCUUUCCAUUGCAGCCAAGGCCUAACCAUCCCCACUGCAGCUAGCUGGUAAAUUACUGUACACACUUCUAUACAAUCUGAACCUAUCUCUGCUUUUAUUACUCAAACACCUAGCGAGUGACUGCAGUAGUCACCCCUAUUGUUUCAGAUUGGAACAAAUUAACAGCGAAACAGCAAUGAGUGUAUAUAUAUAUAUAUAUACAUACAGGUAUAUAUAUACAGUGGGGCAAAAAAGUAUUUAGUCAGCCACCAAUUGUGCAAGUUCUCCCACUUAAAAAGAUGAGAGGCCUGUAAUUUUCAUC
Molecule: messenger RNA, 4868 nt
Organism: Oncorhynchus gorbuscha (pink salmon)
Lineage: Eukaryota; Metazoa; Chordata; Actinopteri; Salmoniformes; Salmonidae
Gene: tacc1
Product: transforming, acidic coiled-coil containing protein 1
Exons: 14
Coding region: 1157-4501 (1114 amino acids)
Biological process (GO): cell population proliferation; mitotic spindle organization; cerebral cortex development
Cellular component (GO): cytoplasm
Source: RefSeq, a predicted model, not a curated record